Messenger RNA from Condylura cristata (star-nosed mole), 1293 nucleotides. RefSeq names its product solute carrier family 22, member 18 (gene SLC67A1). Lineage: Eukaryota; Metazoa; Chordata; Mammalia; Eulipotyphla; Talpidae. The transcript has 9 exons. Gene Ontology annotation, molecular function: transmembrane transporter activity. The record is from RefSeq and is a predicted model, not a curated record. The coding region runs from base 1 to 1257 and encodes 418 amino acids.
AUGUGGGACCCUGCGCCCAGCACAGGGCCAGGUGCAGAGGGCACGCAGCGGAAAAGGGAUGUGGCCAUGCCACCCCUGAAGGGCUCCGCCCCACAAGCCCCCGGGGGUGGGCCGGAGCCAGGCUCAACUCAAGAGAUCCACCGCCCCACCCUGCGCCUGCCCCAUGAAGCCCCCUGGCCAGCCCAGGGGCCUGUGGAGAACACAGCACUUGGGGGACUUUGCUACCUGGCCCGGAGCCUGGGCCUGGGCCCCGUGGCCUUUGGCCACCUGCAGACCACCUUCGGCCUGCUGCAGCUGCUGGGCGGGCCUGUGUUUGGCAGGUUCGCAGACCAGCGGGGGGCACGGGCCGCCUUCACGCUGUCCUUCCUGGCGACACCCAAGGUGGCCCCCAUGGCCCGGGAGAGUUGGGGGCCCCGGAGGAGCGUGGGUGCCGCCGGUGCGGUGUUCCCGGGCAACCCCGGGCAUUACUGGCCAAGCAGUGGCCAGCGGGGCGGGGUGGACCGCCAGGCCCUGCCCGGGACGGGCCUGGGGGGAGGCGGGAGGCUGGCAGAACCAGCCAGGCAGUGCGGGGUGGGGAGUGGGGCACGGACCCCGUCCCGGGUCUCUGGCCCCCACCGCCCUGACGGCCCCCGGGUGGCAGGCGGGGACGGGCUCCGCGUGCUGGACCUGAAGGCCAUCACCCGCCUGCUGUUGCUGCCGGGAGUACUGCCCGUGUUCCUGGUCAAGGUGGCCUCCGGCUUCCCCUCGGGGCUCUUCAUGGUCAUGUUCUCCGUCAUCUCCAUGGACUUCUUCCAGCUGGGGGCCGCCCAGGCUGGCUACCUCGGGUCCUUCUUCGGGGUGCUCCAGAUGGUGAGUGGGGGGCGGGUCCCUGCACUGGGCCGCCCCAUCACCCGCCCUGGCCCUCCCGCGCGAGAGGGUCUGGCCUUGACAGGACAGGGCUGUGCCAGCGCCCUGAUGUCCAGCGUCAUCCACUUCUGCCUUCUGAUGCCGGGCCUGGUCUUCAGCCUGUGUGCCCUCAGCGUGGUCACCGACAGCAUGCUGACCAAGGCCGUCUCGGCCGCCGACACGGGGACCAUGCUGGGCCUCUGCGCCACGGUGCAGCCGCUGACCCGCACCCUGGGGCCCACCCUGGGCGGCCUCCUGUACCGGAGCUUUGGCGUCUCCGUCUUCGGCCACGUGCAGUUUGCCGUCAACUUCCUGGUGCUCCUGGCCCUCUGGAGGCAGCCUGUGUUCCAGAAGAUGGACAAAGUCCAGUGAUGGCCGCCUCGGGGCACAGACUGGCAAUAAACUCCC